Messenger RNA from Hyla sarda, 7838 nucleotides. Its product is annotated as mucin-2-like. Gene Ontology annotation, biological process: neuron projection morphogenesis; postsynaptic actin cytoskeleton organization; regulation of actin filament polymerization. Gene Ontology annotation, cellular component: lamellipodium; dendrite; actin filament. Gene Ontology annotation, molecular function: actin filament binding. The record is from RefSeq and is a predicted model, not a curated record. Bases 1 to 5970 code for a protein of 1989 amino acids. The transcript has 7 exons. Lineage: Eukaryota; Metazoa; Chordata; Amphibia; Anura; Hylidae.
AUGAAGAUCAGUAAGAGGGAGGCGUUCUGGCAGAGGUCAGAGAGAGAAGAGGAGCGGAGGAAGGAGGCCGAGCGUCUGAGACUGCAGGAGGAGCGGAUCAACCUGGAGAAGGAGCGCAUCCAGAGAGAGAGGCAGGAGGAGGAGGAGAGAGACCGCCGCAUCCAGGAGAAGGAGAGGAUGGUGGAGGAGCAGAGAAAGGAGCAGGCACGUAUAGAUGCAGAGCGUCGGAGGAUGGAGAAGGAGCGAUGGGCUCAGCAGCAGAAGGAAUUUGAAGAGGAGAUGAGGGGACGGAUUCGCCGGAGUCAGUCCAUUGAAAUGGCCGCGGAAGCAGCUGCCCUGGUUUCCGGCCGGUCCCUACAUCCCCGUGACUUCUUUCGUCAGCAGGAACGUUCCGUGUCCAGCUCCUUCUCACCACCUUCAACUCCUAGCUCUCCAUCAAAGUCCUUCUCAGGAUUUUUUAACAGACCAACGCCCCGCUAUCAGCGCAGCAUGACGGAGUCCAUCCUGACACCCCCAAGCCGAAGUCCAACGUUCUUCCAUGGUUAUCAAAAACGAGAUUCAUUCAGGUCACUCUCCCCCAGCAUGCCUCAGCAGUGCUCACCAGCCUUUAUCUUCUCCAAGUCUCCUCUUCCUGGGAUGUCUCCAAAGGUGGAUUCAUUACCUUCAUUCAUCCCCCCUCCAAUAACUGCAACUCGAGUGACCCCAACACAGGUCAAAGGAAGUUCUCCACAAUCACACCAUACAGCGCCCAAGACUACCACCAAUGAUGUUCCAGUCAGAGCCGAGUACGUCACCGUGACUCCAGCUGAGCCCAGUGCUGCAGCCUCAAACAUCAAUGCACAGGCAAGACCCCAACACGAAGACCCUCAGUCAGGCGAUGUGUUCAGGGCAGAGCUUGUGCCAGUGGACUCCCCAUCACCACCUCAGUCUGGGGUGCAGGAGCAUCCAAAUAAAGCAGCAAUAUCUCCAACAGCAAUAAAAGCCACCGUAUCUGUGUCCUCUCCAGUGACAGAGAUGGCAUUAACUAGUCCAGCACCAAUUUCAGAGGCCAAAACACCUGCCAGUCCACAAAGGACAGAGACUGUAGUACCAGCACCUUCUCCUGCACUCGGGAGUAUACAACCAACUACUACAUCUGCUGCACAAGUGACUACACCCACUCCAACCGCACAGAUCUCACUAUCUUCUGCUCUACCCAGAAACAAGACCACGGUCAUCAAUGAAACUGCCCUGUCCAGCAACUCAGCAUUAUCCUAUGAGCCCAAAGUAUCUCCUGUUCCGAAUUCUUUAGUGUCUUUGUUGGCUCCCAUCCCGUAUACCCCUUAUCGCACACAGAGGGCAGAUAGUUUCAGCUCGAGGAGCUCUUUUAGUGCUGCCCCAUUAGGUGAGACUCCAUCAGUUGUUUCCCCAGGAAGUCUAAACCGUGAAACUUCACUGAGCUCUGCUGUUGACUUCUCAAAAAUAUUGGAAGCUAAAUAUCCACCCCCUGGUGAAUUCAACCAAACUUCAUCCACACGCACCCCACCUGUCCCUGUACCUGUGCGCCCACUAAACAGCUCACCUGUAUAUCAGCCAACUAUGGUACAAGCCACAGUGACUUUCCCCGUCUUUAGACCCAUCACCUCAGAGAACUCUUUAAUGCCUCAGCCAAAUUCUACUCCACAAGAAAUCCAACCAAUAGACUCGGUACCAGAAUCGGCCUCCCUUCCUGUCUAUGUCCCAGCUAAAUCCUAUCCCAGUUACAACCAAGUUGACAUUCCAGACUCUCUGGUUCCUUCUGUACAAAGCUACUCUCUAUCUCAACCAGAUGACAUCCACACUGAUAAUGUGUCACCACAGUCUAUGACCACAUCUUCCGGCCUUUUCAAUGGGAAUUCUCAAGAACUUGAACUGAACAAUAAUCAAACCCAAGUGUUAUCUCCUGCAAGAACAUUGGAUACUCAAUUCAAUAAUAUCAGUGAUAGUCUGUUACCACAGUCAUCUCCGGUGUCCCCAUCCAUACCCUUGAACUUGACUGAAGUGCAACCAUCUAAGGUCCAAGCUGACAUAUUACCAAGAGAAUCUUCACCAGGAGUUUUGUCUCUUGGCACCAAGACAUCAUCUGAAUCUCCAAUCAAUGCUAACAAUGGUGAUGUUGCAUUACCGUCACCUAUAUCUCCACUCCUUCCCAACGCAACCUUAGCUGAAUUCCAUCCUAAUAUUCAAACCAAUGUUCUAACACAAAAGACUUCAUCAUCUUCUUCAACUAUUCCCACUGAGAUAUCAGCUGAAAUUCAGAAAAAUACUUUCCAAGCUGAUGUUCUUUUGCCAGAGCCUUUACCUACAUCUCCAUCUCUUUCCACCGAAAGUGAAGCUGGACCACAACUGAAUAAUAUUCAUUCUGAUAUCUUAUUAGUACAGCCUUCACCUGAACCUCCAUCCAUCACAACUGAAAGAUCUUCUGGACCUCAGCUCAAUGUUAAAGCUGAUUUACCUUUUAUAGAGUCUUUAUCUGAACCUCCAUCCAUUACCCCCAAAGACUCUUCUACACAGCAACUAACUAAUGUCCAAGCUGAUAUUCCAUUAGUAGAACCUUCACCUAUAUCUUCAUCCAUUACGAGUGAAAGUUCAGCCAAGCCUCUACCUAACAGUCUGCUGGCUAAUAUUCCAUUAGUAGAGCCUUUACGUGAACCUCCAUGCAUCACCACUGAAACAUCUUCUGGACUACAACUGGAUGCCCAAGCAAAUAAACUAUUAAUAGAAUCUUCAUCUGAAUCUUCAUCCAUUACCUUGAAAGGUUCUUUUGAAUCUGAACUUCAUAGCAUCCAAGCCAAUAUUCUAUUACCAGAACCUUUAUCUGGAUCUUCAUCACUUCCUCCUGGUAGAUUAACCGAACCCCAAUCCAUUAAUGUCCAAACUGAGUCUUUACCUGAACCUCCAUCCUUUACCACUCAAGACUGGUCUGAACCUCAACUAAAUAUUGUCCAAGGAGACAUUCCAUUCCUAGAGCCUCCCCAUGUAUCUUCAUCUUUUCUUAUGGAGAGCUCUAUUGGACCUCAAACAAAUGAUACACAAGCUGAGUCUUUACCAGAACCUCCAUCCAUUACUACUGAAGGCUGGUCUGGACCUCAACUAAAUAUUUUCCAAGGAGACAUUCCAUUCCUAGAGCCUCCCCAUGUAUCUUCAUCUGUUCUUAUGGAGAGCUCUAUUGGACCUCAAACAAAUGAUAUACAAGCUGAGUCUUUACCAGAACCUCCAUCUACUACUACCGAAGGCAGGUCUGGACCUCAACUAAAUAUAGGAAGCAUUCCAUUCAUAGCGUUUCCCUCUUUAUCUCCAUCCCUUCUGACAGAGAGCUCUUAUGGACCUCAGUCAAAUAAUACCCCACAUGAGUCUUUACUAGAACCUCCAUCAAUUACCACUGAAGCCUUGUCUGGGCAAGCAGACAUUCCAUUCGUACAGCCUUUGCCUGUAUCUUCAUCCCUUUUGACGGAAGGCUCUUCUGGAUUUCAAUCAAAUAUUAUAAAGGCUGAGUCUUUACCAAAACCUCCGUCCAUUACCAAUGAAGUCUUGUCUGGAACUCAACUAAACAUUGUCCAAGAAGACAUUCCAUUCAUAAAGCCUCCCUCUGUAUCUUCAUCCAUUCCUGAUGAACACUUGUCUGGACCUCAGGCAAAUAUUACCCAAUCUGAGGUUUUACCAGAACCUCCACCAAUUCCUUCUGAAGGCUCCUCUGGACAUCAACCACAUAUUGUCCAAGAAGACAUUCCUCUAAUAGAGCCUCUGUCGACAUCUCCAUCCCUUUUUUUGGAGAGCUCCUCUGGACCUCAGUCGAAUAAUAACCAAGCUGAGUCUUUACCAGAACCUCCAUCUUUUACUACCACAGACUCUCCUGAACCUCAACCAUAUGAUAUCCAAGCUGAUAAUCCGUUACUGGAGUCACUUGUAGCUCCAUCCAUUCCCACUGAAAGCUCUGCCAAAUCUCAGAUUAGUGAUAAUGGAGAAGGUGUCGUCUUACAAGAGAUUUCCUCUAAAUGUGCAUCUCGUGAGAGCUCAGAAGAAGCACAAGAGAAUGACAUCCAUGCUCAUACCCAGUCUUCAGUUUUAUUGCUUCCCACUGAAAUCUCAACUGGACAUUACAAUGAGCAAGUUCAACCUAUCACUCUAUCAAUGGAGUUUUCUCCUAUAUCACCAUCACCUCAGACCACAAGCUCACCCAAACCAUGUCCAAAUAUCCUAGUUGACAUUCCAUUGACAGGGUCUUCAUCUGCAUCUUCAUCCUUACCCACAGAUGGUUCCUUCGAAUCUCAACCAAAUGAUAUCCAAAUUACCACACAGUCAGCAGAGGUCUUACCUAUAUCUUCAGCUUUACUCACAGAUGGUUCCUCCGAGUCUCAACCACCUGAUAUCCAAACUAACACACAGUUAGCAGAGGUCUUACCUGUAUCUUCAUCCGUACCCACAGAUGGUUCCUUCGAAUCUCAACCAAAUGAUAUCCAAACUAACACAAAGUCAGCAGAGGUCUUACUUGUAUCUUCAUCCUUACCCACAGAUGGUUCCUUCGAAUCUCAACCAAAUGAUAUCCAAACUAACACACAGUCAGCAGAGGUCUUACCUAUAUCUUCAGCCUUACUCACAGAUGGUUCCUCCGAGUCUCAACCCUCUGAUAUCCAAACCGAUGUACAGUCAGGAGAGCUCCUAUCUAUAUCUUCAUCCCUACCCCUUGAGGGUUCUUCCGAGUCUCAACCUAAUGAUAUAGCAGAGUUGUUACCUAUAUCUUCAAUCCAACCCAAUGAUCAGUCCUCUGAAUUUUCACCCAGUAAUAUCCAAUCUGACAUAGAGUUCACAGAGCCCCUACCUGUAUCUUUAUCUGUUCCCACAGAAAGUACAGCUGAGCUUCACCAAAAUGAUAUAUAUCCUUACAAUGAAUUAGGAAACUCUACAUGUCCUCCCACUGAAGUCUCAACUGAGUCUCAACUUGUCCUAGGAGACAUUUUGCUACAAGAAUCGGUAUUGACAUCUUCCAACCUUCCCAUUGGGCUAUCCCCUGAAGCACAACCCAGUGGUUACAGAAGUGAUGGUCAAUCACUAGAGUCUACAGCUGCAUCUCUUGGUCCUUCAUGCAAAUCCAAGGCUGAUGAUGACCAACCUUGCACUCUCGUACAAGAAUCUUCAUCUGUUCCCAUCUAUGGCUCUUCUGAACCUCAAUUGAAUAAUUCAGAAGCGGACAUUCCACCACAAGAGCCUCCACCUGCACCUCCAGCAGAGGCUCAACCUGAAAAUGUCCAGACUGACCUUUUAAUGACAGAGUCUUCACCUAUAGAAGAGUCAUCAUGUAUUACCACUAUUAUCUCCAGUGGACCUGUACCACUUAAAGCUCAGGAAGAGAUUUCACUCGUAGAGACUUCACCAGUGUCCUUACCCCCAUCAACGGACUUCCCACCAUCUAUUAACAAUAGCACUCCCAGCCUUAGUGAAGAGUCUUUACCUAUUACUAUACAAAGUAAGGAGUCAUUAGUUUCUACCCUCCCUUCCAACAGCACAUCCUACAACGGUGGUAAACCAAAUGAGGUUCUAUCAGAUUAUAUACUCCCUCUUCCCAUCCCCCUUCUAGAAGUUCCCUUUGAUCAGUCUUUACCAUCUACCCUUUCCUUUGAUAGCUCACCCGAAUUUCCCUUAAGAAGCCCCUCUCCACCAUGUGAAAUUGUAUAUGCCGAGAAGGUCCUUUUGGUUGAAGACCCUCACCCAGGCAGCCCACCAAUUAAUGAAAAUUUUAUUGCACUUGAGUCGGUGCCAACUAUCAGCCCUGGUGAACUUGAGUCCACAUGCGGUGGUUUACAGCCUACGGAGAACAUACUUGUCCAUUAUGUGCUGCCCUCCAAUAAUAUCACUGUAGAUGAAGAUUCAGCAUCUGCCCCCAAACUGGUACCAGAUGGUGCUCAACUUCUCCACCAGCAGCUCAACAGCAACUCUUCCGAAGCUUUGCUUUGAUCUAUAGACUGCACUUACCUGGACUUUAAAGAUAGUGGAGAUAAUUUUUAACAUCUGGUCAGGUGAAAAUGUCCGGCAUAAGAUUCACCUCCAAGUAUUGUCUCCCAUUGGGGUGAUGAUAAUAUUGCCACCCAUGAUAAAGAAAAAGAAGGCAGGGUGCUAUUAUAGUCACUUAUAAAAGAAGGAGACAGUUCAUUAAUGUUAACUAUAAACAGGGAAACAUCUCCAAGUCACUAUCGCUAACUAUGAUCAACACCUUCAGACAUUGGGCAUCCAUCAGUCAGAAGACAGCACCUGCCAUUGAACACCCAUUAAACAGAAGACGGCUCUAGUCAUUGACCACCCAUUAAUCAGAAAGACUCUUCCAGUGUUUGGGCACUCUUCAACCAUUGGGCACUCUUUGAUCAAAAAAGAAGCCUUCAGUCACUGAGCACUCCUCAACCAAAAAUAUGCCUUCACAGUCACUGAACACUUACCAACCAAGAAUAUGCCUUCAGUCACAGCACCCCUAAACCAAGAAUAUGCCUCCAGUCACUGAACACCCCUCAACCAAGAAGAUGCCUUCAGUCCCUGAGCACCAGUCAACCAAGAAGAUGCCUUCAGUCCCUGAGCACCAGUCAACCAAGAAGAUGCCUUCAGUCCCUGAGCACCAGUCAACCAAGAAGAUGCCUUCAGUCCCUGAGCACCUCUCAACCAAGAAGAUGCCUUCAGUACCUGAGCACUCCACAACCAAGAAGAUGCCUUCAGUUAUUAAGCAUCCACCAAUAGGGAAGACCCACCCAAUCACUGAGCACCCAUCAAUCAAGAAGGUGUUUCCCCAUCAUUGAGCACUCUUCAGAAGACAACGCCAAUCAUUAAACCACCAUCAUUUUUAAAGAUGCCGCCACUCAUUAACUACCCAUCAAUCAUAAGAUGCUUCUGAGCUCUCAUAGACAAGAAGACCCCUCCAGUCACCUCGAACCCUUCAGUCAAGAAGACACGUCCAAAAAAUGACAUCUCCAAUCAUCUACUCCCAUCUCAACUGAUGAUGAAGAGGAGUUCUCAUGUCUUACAUGAUAGAAUUGAGAACCUGAUCCACCUGUGCACUUAUCUUUUGUAAAAUAACUGAAGGACGUAACAUCACGUAAUUGUAGAACAGACAUUUCCACCAUCAAAUCUUAGUCUUGUACUGAACCCUCAUCUUGUUGUAUGUAAUGUCUACUUAUUACAUGGGUUGAGAAGAUGGCACCAUCACACUGUCACAUGAUAAGAUGGCAUCAUUACACUGUCAAAUAAUGAGGAGAUGGCACCAUCAACAUUGGCACAAGGAGAUAGCCUCAUCACAUAUGUACACGAUGAGGAGAUGGCAUCAUCACAGUGUUACAUGAUGAAGGGCUGGCCCUAUCACAUGAUCACAUGACAAGGGAUAGCAUCACCAUAUGAUAAGGAGAUGGCACCAUGACAUGAUCACAUGAGGAGAUGGCACCAUCACAAUGUCACAUGAUGAGAAGAUACCACCAUGAUAUGAUACAUUAGCAGAUGUCACCAUCACAUUGUCACAAGAGUAGUAGGGGGUGGCACUCUUAUAUGAUCACGUGAUGAGAAUAUACCACCAUGACAUGUCACAUUAGGAGAUGUGACCAUCACAUGGUAACAUGAGUGUGUGGCACUAUUACAUGGUCACAUGAUGAGUGAGUGGAUGGCACCAUCACAUUUCCAUAUGAUGAGAAGAUUGGCAUGGUGUGGCUGGUUCACACUGAGCUUUGUGGAUGUUUUGAGGAUUCGUUCUCAGGGGACCCCACAUUGUGUCACAUAUAAAUAUAUAUAUCUAACCUGUCACUAAAUGUAUAAUAUAAUGGUAGAGAUGAAUAAACACAGUAUGGUAUCAU